AUGCCCCCAACCAACAGCCCCAACAAUCUCAAGACAACCCCCCUAAACAUCGCCAUCAUCGGCAGCGGCAUCUCGGGCCUCCUAGCCGCGCGCAUCCUGCGCCCACAACACAACGUCACGAUCUACGAACGACACUCGCACGCCGUCGAAACCGGCGCAGCAAUCAACAUCGGACCCAACGGCAUCGUGAUCCUAGACAGCGUGGGCUUCGACCGGCGGCGCGCACGCACCCUAACCUACAACAAGGCCGGCGCAAUCACCACGGACACCGUCAUUGACUACGAGCGCGAGUUCGGAGCCGACUGGCUAUUCUUUCACCGGUCGGAUCUGCACAACGAGCCGCUGCGGCUCGCGACAGCGCCGUCCGCGGAGCUGGGGGUCGAGGGCGUUCCAACGAAGGUCCGGUUCGGGGCGAAGGCCGUGGGCGUGGACGUUGAAGCUGGGGAGGUGCGCUUAGCUAGGGGGGACGUGGUGAGGGCGGAUUUAGUGGUUGUAAACCGACAACGAGCAGCAGCAGACGGGAUCAAAUCCACGCUCCGCGAAUCCGUCCUACCCUGCACGCCCAACAGCACCCCCAUCCCCGCCGGCAGCUCCGUCUUCCGAUUCACGCUGACGCGCGCCCAAGUCCACGCCGCGCUGGGCCACAUACCCGACAAGCUCGACCGCACGCAACCAGGCUGCAUCACGACCGUCUUGCCUUCGACGCCACGAAGCGCCGGCGCAGCACACAGCCCUCGCGUCUGGAACGUCCACCGCACCCCGCCUCUCCCCAGCUACAUCAAUGGCCGCACCGUGCUCAUCGGCGACGCCGCGCACGCCAUGCCGCCGCAUCAGGGACAGGGCGGCACGCAAGCUAUCGAGGACGCGGAACCCCUCCGCGUGUGCUUUGGGGACCAUGUCACGUCUGGUGCGGUGCCGGCGCUGCUCCGCGACUUUGAUCGGGUGCGGCGGCCGCGCGCCUCGAAGAUCCAGGUGAAUAAUGUCCAGGCGAAGGGGCGGCGGUCAGCCGCGGAGAUUCAUCGGUUUCUCCGGUUUAAUUGGACGUUUGCGGGGAUUUGGGAGGAGGUGAGGAAUCUGGAGAUGUCUCAGGCUGGUGCAGUUGGUGGUGCUGCUGCGGGGGUAGAGGCAGCGCAGAGGGGGGUGUAUAGACUGUGGUUAAUUCAAGUUGGGUGGUAG
Molecule: messenger RNA, 1176 nt
Organism: Aspergillus homomorphus CBS 101889
Lineage: Eukaryota; Fungi; Ascomycota; Eurotiomycetes; Eurotiales; Aspergillaceae
Product: FAD-dependent oxidoreductase
Exons: 3
Coding region: 1-1176 (391 amino acids)
Molecular function (GO): FAD binding; monooxygenase activity
Source: RefSeq, a predicted model, not a curated record